CAUUCUCUUUUUUGGUGGCCUAAUAGCUGAGUGAAAGUGAUAAAGCAAAUCAGUCGUUGAACAGCUGCUCGAGCUGUAAGAAUUACAAUUUUGGUAGAGUAAGUCCCGAAUUUUAAUCUGAUACUCAAGAUUAUAACUGGAAGUGGUGCCACACUAACCGGACCGAGUCUAAAAAUUGUCGACGGGCAAAGUUCAGAAGGCAGUCAGUCUGGAUGGGAACUUUGUCAUUGAGCGAUUUUAUGGAGGUGAGAAUCCCUGUACCUUGGGGUCACAUUGCUGGUCGUUGGUAUGGCAAUCGAAAGGAGCGACCGAUCCUGGCAAUCCACGGAUGGUUGGACAAUCUGGGCACCUUCGAUCGGUUGAUUCCCCUACUUCCCGACUAUAUAGGAGUACUCUGUAUAGAUCUUCCUGGACAUGGCAAAUCCUCUCGAAUUCAGCCAGGGAUGCACUAUUCCGUCUACGAUUACAUCAUCAUCAUUCCGCGAGUGAAGAAGGAGUACGGAUGGUCAAAGGUCUCCCUGAUGGGUCACUCCUUGGGUGGCAUCAUAAGCUUCCUUUACACUUCACUGGCUCCUCAUACUGUGGAUAUGGUCAUAUCCCUGGACAUUGUGAGGCCUAUGACACCAGAACCUAAAAAGGUAAUUGGUCGUCUAGUUCAGACCAUAGAAAAGCAUAUGGUAGUUGAGGAUCGCCAGGAGGAGAGUAAUCUGCACGAGCCGCCCUCCUACAUAAUGUCUCAAUUGACCGAAAUCCUUGCCAAAGGAAGUUCCAAUUCCGUGCCACCCGAGUUGGCCAAGCACCUUCUUCAUCGUCAGCUGUCGAAGUCGAAACUAUACCCAAAGAAGUACUAUUUCGCCAGAGAUGGACGGGUGAAAUUCUACCAUCACACACAAAUGGAACCUGGACUCACUGAGGAACUGUCAAAGCGCAUCAAAAAGAAGCCCUACUUGAUCAUAAAGGGAUCAAAGUCUCCAAUGAUUGGAGUUCUAAGCGAGAGGCCAUUGUCCAUCUUGCGUGAAAAUAAUCCGCACUUUGAGUUCCAUGUGGUUGAAGGAGGUACCCAUCAUGUCCAUCUGCAUGCCGCCGAGGAGUGUGCCCGGUUUAUAGUACCCUUCAUCCGACGUCAUCGACCACCAACCUUGACUUCUUGGUCUUUAACCGCAAAGGAGCAGCAACUUAACGCCAAAGAAAAUCACAGGCAACAAGAAAGAUUCUUUGAGAGGAGGAAAAACAAUCACAGCAAACUAUAAAGUAUUUUAUAAUAGUUUAUAUAUGUAUUGAUUUUGCCAAUCACUUGACAAUUUCAUUAGCAUAAUUAAAAAAAAUUUAUCACAAUAUAAUAAGAGGUUAAGCCCUACAGACUAAAGUCACUGUCUUCAGCUGAUCAAGAUCAGAUAUAACUACAUUAAAUGAUUUUAUGCUAACUAAAAUACUUAAAUAAGUUGCUAUUAACUGACAAGUAAAAUCAUUCAAGUAAACCUAAAGAUUAUGUUUGUAUCUCUUGCUCAACUUAAAAGUUAAAUAUUA
Molecule: messenger RNA, 1527 nt
Organism: Drosophila gunungcola (fruit fly)
Lineage: Eukaryota; Metazoa; Arthropoda; Insecta; Diptera; Drosophilidae
Product: serine hydrolase-like protein
Exons: 2
Coding region: 213-1250 (345 amino acids)
Source: RefSeq, a predicted model, not a curated record